CUUGGGGAGGCUGGUUUACAUGUGUGCGAGUGUGUUGUCAGAAGCGGAACACACACACAGUGGCGUUUGAGUAGCGGUUGGAACGCACACUCCAGCUACACUCUCUGCCACAGUGUUUUCAGUCAGAGCGAGCGAGCGAGAGUGAGAGAGAGAGAGAGAGAGAGAGAGGGAAGCGUUGGCACACUCGCAGCAAAUCCCGGUGCUGUGUGUCAGAGGCGGGCUGGCGGAUCUACCUCAUGCUUUAUCUCCCUCAGCACUGAUCACAGGGGUACCGCCGCUGAGCUGAGCUGUGAUUGCUGACCACGGCGAAGGGUGGAAUACAUCUCCCGCCGCAGACUCGGAGGCUCACUCUCUAUGAUGGAAAUUGAUGUGUGUGACUGAUUGGGGAUAAUAACGAUGGCAGACAGAGUGAUGCAUCCCCUUCAGAAACUCAAACCGCCUACCAUUUCCACUCCCUAAAGGAUACACUGACCUUCACAUGUGCAACCAGCUUGACAACCUCACCCCAGGUAAACUGAAAGGUUGCUCCUUACUGCCAAGGACAACACGAAAAGAUACCGAUGCUUCAGGGACUUGGUGUCAGCAGAAAAAAAGCUUGUUGUCACUGUAACAAAUGACACUGUACUUGUAAAGUUAACAGCAUUAACCCUACACUCCAUAAGGACUAUUUAGUUGCUGAGGGGAAGAAGUCCAAGAUGAAAGAUCCACUGUUUGUGGUUUAUUUGUUAGCAGGACUUGUAUUGACCGGCUCUGUUCAAUCGCCUGAGUGGUCCGUGACAUGCCUCAGGCUGUGCAAAUGUGGAAUUCGACCCUGGUUCUCACCUUCAUCUAAUUACAUGGAGGUCCAAACUGUGGACUGUAAUGAUUUAGGACUUCAGUCUCUUCCUGAAAAGCUACCUGCAGAUACACAGGUGCUACUGUUGCAGAGCAACAACAUUGCCAAGAUUGAUAAACCAUUAAACGACUUGGCUAACUUAACUGAAGUGGACCUAUCUCAGAACAACAUAUCUUCUCUUAGAGAUAUAUAUCUAGGUCAUCUUGCUCAGCUGUUGUCCUUGCACCUGGAGGAAAACCGGAUUAGCAGUCUUCAUGACAACUGCCUUGCACACUUACCAAACCUUCAGGAGCUCUAUGUCAACCAUAACCUACUCUCUCAGAUCAGUCCUGGGGCUUUUCAAGGACUCGAUAACCUUUUGAGGCUUCAUCUCAACUCAAACCAACUCAGGCUGAUCAGAAAAGAGUGGUUCCAUCCUCUUAGCCAACUGGAAAUAUUGAUGAUGGGGGAAAAUCCAAUUGCCCAAAUAGCAGAUAUGAAUUUUGAGCACCUUUCCAAUCUCCGUAGUCUUGUACUAGCUAGAAUGAACCUUGGUGAAAUUCCUGAUAAUGCUCUGCUUGGCCUCUAUAAAUUGGAAAGUAUCUCAUUUUAUGACAACAAAUUUACAAAGGUACCCCAAAUGGCCCUCAGAAAUGUCCACACCCUCAAGUUUCUAGAUCUCAAUAAGAAUCCCAUUGAGCGAAUCCGUCGAGGUGACUUUGUGGACAUGAUCCAUAUGAAAGAGUUAGGCAUCAACAGCAUGCCAGAGCUGGUUUCGAUUGAUGGUUUUGCUGUCGCCAACCUUCCUGAGCUAACAAAGAUUGAGGCAACUAACAACCCCAGACUAUCCUACAUCCACCCUAAUGCUUUCCAUAAGCUGCCUAGGCUUGAAACAUUGAUGCUGAACAAUAAUGCCCUCAGUGCACUUCAUCAAGUCACAAUAGAGUCCUUGCCCAGCCUCCAGGAGGUAAGCUUGCACUCCAACCCAAUCUACUGCGACUGUGUAGUCCGUUGGAUCAACAUGAACAAGACCAAGAUCCGCUUCAUGGAGUCUGAUGCUCUCUUGUGCAUGGGACCACCAGAGUUUGAAGGUCGACAAGUCAGACAUGUGCACUUCCGUGAAAUGGUAGACACAUGUCUCCCAGUUAUCGCUCCAGAAAGCCUUCCAGAACUUGUCAGUGUGGGUAGUGGGCAAACAGUGUCCUUCCACUGCAGGGCGUUUGCAGAGCCAGAUUCAGAAAUUUACUGGAUCAACCCUUCAGGAGAAAAAAUCCUUCCAAGAAUGGCGUCAAGCAAGUAUUUCAUGCAUCCUGAAGGAACACUUGACAUAUAUGGCAUUUCAGAGAAUGAGGCAGGCCAGUACACCUGCAUUGUGCACAAUCUUAUAGGGGCAGACAUGAGAUCUGUUUCAGUGGUAGUAAAUGGGUUCUUUCCAGAAGCUUUAAACGGAUCUUUACAUGUACAAACUGAAGUGAUAUCGUCACAUUCAGUAAAGAUUUCUUGGGUACCUCCUAAGAGCAGCUUUGUGUCAAACAUCAAGUGGUCAAAUAUCAAAUCUGUCUCAAAUUACCCUUCCUUACAGUUCACGGCACGUGUGCCUUCAGAUGUAAAAAUUUUCAAUCUCACACACUUACACCCACUGACACAGUAUGAGGUAUGUGUAGAAAUUACAGAUUUGCAAAAGGGGCAUUUAAGAAAUUGUAUAAAUGUCAGUACAACAGAGCAAGCUACUUCAGUGGGGAAAUCUGACAGGAGAGAAGUGGUGGUGAUCAACGCCAUUGGUCUGCUUUUAAUUGCAUCUGCUGUGGCCUGUUUGCUCACCUACAUAUCUCUGAGGAGUGAUCGUCUCUACAGAAAGUUAGGUGAUGAAACAGCAGGGACAGCACUGCGUCCGAGCCCCUGUACCCUUGCCCAGCUCCUUCAAAUCUGCAGGCCUGAAGAGAAUGCCACAUCAAUAGACUUCAAAACAACCAUCUAAAACUCUUCUAGGAAAAUUAUGAGAUGGGAUGAAAUGGACACAAGAAUGUGUGACUGACUAUCCGAGUAACACUGCUAGAUCACUGCAGAAUGGAUUCAGAGGCAUUCAGGUGUAGUUCCAGAACAUUCGAUGACACUGAUGUCUCCACUCAAAACCUCCUUUAGUGUAAAUGUCACACGUGGGAAUCAACAUGGCCCAGAUUGGGCUGCCUGGAGAGAGCGGUUUCUUCAGGCAGAUUCAAGGCACAGAACAUAAAAGGCUGCACCAGAUGCCUGACUGUUCACGUAUAAUGCAAAGCCAUAGUGGCUUUUGUUUCUAUUGUGGGCUUGUAGCAAUACUAUUUGUUCUGUUUCAGUGGGAAAGUAAACUAAGUAAACUUUACGAUGGACUAUGUUCAUAGAGUAGACCACAAAAUUCUACAGAACAUGAUGUACAACACUUUGUGACAAAAAAUACAUUUAUACCGAAAACCACAAACUGGUGUUCUUAUUAAAAGGUGUCUGACAUCGUAAACAGCAUAAACAUCUUGCUGCUACCUAAACUUGUGCAAAAAAUAAACUUGUUAAUCUCA
This is a messenger RNA of Electrophorus electricus (electric eel), 3363 nucleotides long. RefSeq names its product leucine rich repeat neuronal 3a (gene lrrn3a). The record is from RefSeq and is a predicted model, not a curated record. NCBI's taxonomy places the organism in Eukaryota, Metazoa, Chordata, Actinopteri, Gymnotiformes, Gymnotidae. Gene Ontology annotation, molecular function: protein binding.